Molecule: messenger RNA, 1086 nt
Organism: Caenorhabditis bovis
Lineage: Eukaryota; Metazoa; Nematoda; Chromadorea; Rhabditida; Rhabditidae
Source: the annotation of a GenBank genome assembly
AUGGAGCUUCAUCCCGAGGCAAGCCUCGGAAUCGAUUUGCUCAAUGAUAUCGGAGUUAAUCAAGCUGUUGUUAUCUCGCCAUUAUCCAUUCUUCUCUCUUUGUCAUUGGUGCAUUUCGGCGCCAAAGGUCACACCAAGGAGCAGAUCAAAGACGUGAUAGUGAAUGGUUCCACUCAUGAAAAUCUUAUCGAACAUUUCUCCCAUUUGCAAAAAUUAAUCGGCAAUGAAGUGAAUGAUGUGAAGACAAGCAUUGCGAAUCGCAUAUUCCUCGCAAAAGACAUUGAAAUCAACGAAACAUAUCUUACCGGAAUCAAUGAUCACUAUAAGGCUUCUGCGCAGAACAUCAAUUUUGAUGAUACUCAAAAUGCCGCCAAGAUUAUAAACGAUUAUAUCAGCGAGAAUACAAUGAAGAAGAUCACAAAUAUGAUAGGCGCGGAUUCGUUGAAAGGCGUCGAUGCUGUUCUGAUCAACGCAAUUUAUUUCCAAGCGGAUUGGCGGGAUAAGUAUGCAUUGGGUAGCGCGAAAAACCAGGACUUCCACACAAGCGCCACAGAGAAGCGGACGAUUCCGUUUUUGAAGAAUCACGGCGUUUUCCGUAAAUAUGCCGAAGAUGAAUAUUUUCGAGUACUCUCAAUUCCUUACAAGGAUAAAUCAGCCUCGUUUUUGAUAUUUCUACCAAAAACGAGAUUUGGAUUGAUGAAAUCUUUAAACAAUUUCAAUGGCGAAAGAUUUCACAAGCUUUUCGAAAACCUUACAUCGGAAUAUGUCAAGACGGCAUUCCCGAAAUUCAAAAUAACGAAGGCUUGGAAUUUGAAUGAUGCAUUGAGUAAGAAGGGUCUCCGCGAACUUUUCACUGAAUCUGCCGAUCUUUCUGGAAUCGGUCAUAACGUCAAAAUAUCGAGUAUUUCUCAUAGCGCGAUGAUCGAGGUUGAUGAAUGGGGAACUCGAGCCGCGGCGGCGACAGAAGUCAAAUUCUACACGACGUCGGCGAUUUCUGGAGAACCGAUUAACUUCGUCGCGGAUGAACCGUUUUUGUUUGCCGUCGUCAAAGAAUCGACACCUUUGUUUAUGGGAAUUUUCGCGUGA